AUGACAUUUGGAGGUAAAUUUUCAGGUUCAGCGAUGGAGCAAUUCAGGCAAAUGGGAGAGGUUUUGGGGAGUUUGAAGGCAUUUAUGGUGUUCCGGGAAGAUAUUCAGAUCAACCAGAGGCAAUGCUGUUUGUUGCUGGAUGUUCUCGACUUGGCUUAUCACACAGUAGCAGAAGAGAUGAAGCAGAAUCUUCGAUUAGACGAGAAGCAUACAAAAUGGAAAAUUCUUGAACAGCCCCUGAGGGAGUUGCACGGGGUAUUCAAAGAAGGAGAACACUACGUAAGACAGUGUUUGGACACGAAAGAAUGGUGGGCUAAAGCCAUUAUAUUCUAUCAGAACACGGACAGCGUUGAGUUUCACAUCCAUAACUUGCUCUGCUGCUUUCCAGUGGUCAUUGAAGCCAUUGAAAUUGCAGGAGAAAACUCGGGUUGGGACCAGGAUGAGAUACAGAAGAAGAGGGUAUUGUUCUCCACGAAGUAUCAGAAAGAAUGGCAAGACCCGAAACUCUUUCAAUGGAGAUUCGGGAAGCAGUAUUUGAUCUCUAAGGACUUCUGCAGCCGGGUAGAUGAAGUUUGGAGAGAAGAUAGGUGGAUUCUCCUCAACAAAAUCCAAGGGAAGAGACCUUCAGGUUCAGUGAGCUUAACAAAGUAUGAACAACGACUCAGGGAUCUCCUUUUCAAGAACUUGGAUGUGUCACAGCCUUUGAAUGGGAAGCUCCUACCGAGUUCAAUCCUACUGGGCUCUAAGGACUACCAGGUGAGGCGGCGGCUAGGGAGCGGGAGCCAGUACAAGGAGAUCAUGUGGUUGGGUGAAAGCUUUGCUUUAAGACACUUCUACGGGGAGAUUGAGCCUCUUGUCCCUGAAAUAUCCCAACUCUUGUCCCUCUCCCACCCGAAUAUAAUGCGCUUACUUUGUGGGUUCAUUGAUGAGGAAAAGAGAGAGUGUUUUUUGGUUAUGGAACUAAUGUAUAAAGAUCUCUGCAGCCAUCUCAAGGAGAUAUGUGGACCAAGGAGGAGACUUCCAUUUUCUCUUCCUGUUGCAGUUGAUCUUAUGCUUCAAGUUGCAAGAGGAAUGGAGUAUCUCCACUCAAAGAAAAUCUACCAUGGGGAUCUAAAUCCUUCUAACAUUCUUGUUAAAGCAAGGAGCAUCUCCACAGAAGGGUAUUUGCAUGCCAAAGUUUCAGGGUUCGGUUUAUCUUCCACUAAAAACUUAAACCAGAAAACUUCUCCAAAUCAAGCUGUGAAUCUCCCGUUUAUAUGGCAUGCUCCAGAAGUUCUAGCAGAUCAAGAACAGCUGGGUAAAACUGGGAAUUUCAAGUACACAGAGAAGGCAGAUGUGUACAGUUUUGGAAUGGUUUGUUUUGAACUCUUGACUGGGAAAGUCCCUUUUGAGGAUAGCCAUCUUCAAGGAGAUAAGAUGAGUCGAAAUAUUAGGGCAGGGGAGAGGCCCCUUUUCCCAUCCAAUUCACCAAAAUACAUAACAAACUUGACAAAGAAAUGUUGGCAUACUGACCCGAAUCAGCGGCCAAGCUUCUCAUCCAUCUGUAGGAUUCUUAGGUAUACGAAAUGGUUCCUAGCUAUGAACCCUGAUCACAGCCAGCCAGAUGCCCCAGUGCCACUUGUUGAUUUCUGUGACAUUGAGGCAGGGCUUCUGAAGACGAUACCCUCAUGGAGAAGUUCUGAUCCACUGCCAAUAUCAGACAUCCCAUUUCAGAUUUUUGUCUAUAGAGCUGUGGAGAAGGAGAAAUUACAUGCAAUUCCUAAACAAAAGAGUUCAGAAUCAGGAAGUGAUGGAUAUUCAACCUGUGGAGAUGAGCCUCUGACCAUAAUUGAUGAUCCACCCCCACCCAUGACUGAAAAGAAGCCUUCAGUUUCUUCUGAAACUACGAGCAAAAAAAUUUCAGUCUUGAAGAAAUCUUCCAGUGUGAAAGUCAUUAAGCAAACAGGAACACCUAAAGGACAAUUGCUCAGACCUCCACUGAUGAGCCCAUGUGGGCGUACUAUCAGACUGAGCUCCGAGGGGCAUCUAGUGGCAAUGAUCCCAAAACCACGAAGAACACGUGGGCAUGCCUCAGAUUCUGAGCUCUCCUAGGCCUCGAUGUACAAAAUCAUUAUGCCAGCAGGAAAUCAUCAGUCCAACUUCCCAGACAAUCUGUGGUUGCCAGACCAGAAACAUUCCUUUCCUUCCCUUUGUCUUACAGUUUUGUUCCCACAAUCUAUGUAUCUAGUAUGUGAUUUAGGGUAGGAACAGUUUAGUCAGCAUAGACUAUAUCCCAAAAUCUGUGAUUCUGGAGAAGAGUUAUCUGAUCUGAACAACCACAGUUCUUAAUCUAUGAAAAAAUUCAAUUUCCUUUA
This is a messenger RNA of Vitis vinifera (wine grape), 2354 nucleotides long. RefSeq lists its product as uncharacterized. The transcript has 2 exons. Lineage: Eukaryota; Viridiplantae; Streptophyta; Magnoliopsida; Vitales; Vitaceae. Bases 1 to 2091 code for a protein of 696 amino acids. Gene Ontology annotation, molecular function: ATP binding; protein kinase activity. The record is from RefSeq and is a predicted model, not a curated record. Gene Ontology annotation, biological process: signal transduction; protein phosphorylation. Gene Ontology annotation, cellular component: cytoplasm.